UCCAGAAAAGAGUAGAGUAUUUGUAUGUGAAUUAAUGUAAUUCGUUUCAUCGUUUGUAUAAAAAGCGAAGUCUCUGCCCCUUCCGUCAUCGUCGCCGAUUUGCUACUCCCGUCUGUUCAUCUCCGAGAAAUUUGGAGAGAAGGAAGAUGAGUAACACACCAGCAACGCCGGCGUCUUCGUCGAAAUCUAAAGCUACAGGCAAUUCGCAACCGCCGGAAAAACGCAAACCCUUAUUUCAAAAAGAAUUGCAGCAUAUGAUGUAUGGGUUCGGUGAUGAGCCAAACCCGCUUCCAGAGACUGUGGCGCUUGUAGAAGACAUUGUUGUGGAAUACGUCACUGAUUUGACACAUAAGGCUCAAGAGAUAGGCACAAAGCGAGGAAGGCUACUAGUUGAUGACUUCUUGUAUCUAAUCCGCAAGGAUUUGCCAAAACUUAACCGUUGUAGGGAACUCUUGGCAAUGCAAGAAGAGCUGAAACAAGCCCGUAAAGCUUUUGAUGUUGACGAAGAGAAGAUCACUUCUCUCGAUUGAUUAAUAGUCUCUUUUUUUAUGUGUGAUAAACCUUCUGAAAGUUAGUCAGUGACCUUUUGAAAUCAAGACUGUAACUCAAUGUAACAGCGAACUUAUGUGCUCUGUUUUAUUGUGUUUUGUGGGUUGCAGAAACUAAAAGACUA
Raphanus sativus (radish) is the source of this 673-nucleotide messenger RNA. RefSeq names its product transcription initiation factor TFIID subunit 13. NCBI's taxonomy places the organism in Eukaryota, Viridiplantae, Streptophyta, Magnoliopsida, Brassicales, Brassicaceae. Gene Ontology annotation, molecular function: protein heterodimerization activity. Gene Ontology annotation, biological process: transcription by RNA polymerase II. Bases 147 to 530 code for a protein of 127 amino acids. The record is from RefSeq and is a predicted model, not a curated record. The transcript has 6 exons.